Messenger RNA from Paramacrobiotus metropolitanus, 2088 nucleotides. RefSeq names its product replication protein A 32 kDa subunit-like. The transcript is spliced from 10 exons. Gene Ontology annotation, molecular function: nucleic acid binding. Gene Ontology annotation, biological process: nucleotide-excision repair; double-strand break repair via homologous recombination; DNA replication. The coding region runs from base 721 to 1659 and encodes 312 amino acids. The record is from RefSeq and is a predicted model, not a curated record. Gene Ontology annotation, cellular component: site of double-strand break; chromosome, telomeric region; DNA replication factor A complex. NCBI's taxonomy places the organism in Eukaryota, Metazoa, Tardigrada, Eutardigrada, Parachela, Macrobiotidae.
UUAAAUCCACAAUAGUUGUUUUUCACAAGUUUUCCGGUUUUACACAUUUUCCCUUAUUUGUCUGUCAAACACUUUUCCAGUUCGACUCAGUAAAACACUAGAAGCACUUAAUCGCGCUGGGGAGAUGUUUGACAUAGAACAGUACUUCCCUGCGAUGUGCAUAAUAUUAUAAAAGUUUUUGUACUUAAAAGCUAUAAAUGAUUCAUUAGUAAUGAAUUUUAUUGUUGAUCACGUUAAUUAUGUGCCUCAGUGCUUGACAGCCUGUAAUAUUUGGCUGAUUGCUGUUUGCAUUUUAUAACCUAAAAAAACCUAACCUAGGUCCUAACCUAACCUUUUUUGCAACCUAUAAACUUUAUCCAGUUUGCCUGGGUCUCCUCCCCACAAUGGCAGCGGUUACGUGCCGCUUCGAUCUCACAUCUACUGCCACAACUUCCACUGCCAGGGCGCGACGCGCGUCACGCGCCGGCCACUGCGAUUUCUGUUUCUUCUUUCAUUUUUUUGUCCGUGUACGUGAUAACAUCGUAACAAAGAACUGUCGUAAUAUUCCGCGCUACCAGUACCACUUUCAGUUUUGUAGUGUUACAAACAGUCAGACGACUGACCAAUCUUUUAAAGGUUUUCCGAAAACCGUUUUCGAGGUCCCGACUUCAUCUUUGUUUAGUUAGCCAGCUCAUAAAAAAUUCCUUUGCCAUUUGAUUGACUGGUUGUCUAGGUUAAAAAAUGAAUCGCUCCGGUGCUUCGUUUAAUUUUGGAGGAGGAAGUGGCAUACCUUGGAACGACUCUUCACGUGCAGCCGGGACAGGUGCAAGUUAUCCGCCGGGAGGCAGUCAUAGUGUUGGCGGGGGGUUCUUGUCCGGAGAUACAGCCACUUCCGCCACCCAAAUGGACGGUGCUGUCAAGGGCGUUGGUAAAAGCAUGGAAGUGGUCCCGGUUACCAUUGCGGAAGUCGUGACCUCUCCCGAUCUCAAACACGAUCGGAUGAAAAUCGGCAACAUGGAAGUGCAUCGCGUGACACUGGUCGCACAGGUGCGCGAGUGCCGACAGACAAGCACUUACACUUCGCUGACCCUGGACGACAAAACCGGCGCCACCCUUGAAGCCAAAAUUUGGGGUGAAUCGCAGGAGGAAGUGGAAGCGGCAGCAGUCGCGACGGGACAGUACGUCCGUGUGUACGGCACUGUCAAGUCUGUCAACGACAACGUUAUGCUGACGGCCUACAGUGUGCAGCGUGUGAAAGAUCUUAACGAGGUCUCCUUCCACAUGCUCGAUGUAAUUCAUUCCCACGUGAUGAUUGCAAAAUGCGCUCAGGCUGGACCUGCUGCAGGGACUCAGGAGUUUCCCGCUGCCAGCAGUAGCUUCGUUGCCAGCACGCCAAGCAGAGUGGACUUAAUGGAUUAUCAGGCAAGCGGGAUGGACGGUGGCUUUUCCGUUGGGCAGCAUUUUGCUCCUCUGGGACUGACGCCUAUGCAAAGCGCGGUGUUCGCAUACUGCCAGACUGGCUCUGAAACUAAUGGACGAGAUAUUCGGCUAAUGAUCAGUGAACUCCCUCCGCAGUUCCGGAACAAACAGCUGAUUGAGGAUGCUCUGCAGUAUCUGUCGCAAGAAGGACAAAUUUACAAUACAGUUGAUGAUUUUCACUACAAAAGCGUGGAAUACUAGCAGUUAUGACCGGCGUCAGUGCAAGAUAAGCUUCUGUAGACCGCGAGAUGCUGUUGGUUCCUUUGGAAUAACGAUUCUUCUUUUGCUGACUUGGAAUGGGUUUUUACGUCUCCUGGCACAUUUCCUUGUAUAUUUCCUUGCGUAUUUCUUUGCACAAGAAGUUCCUUUUGUUGAUUAUACGAGAGGUUUCUUUUGUUAUAGAUUUCACUGAAACUGGGCAGUGUGUUCGAAAUUGUUUUUGUUCUGGUUAGAUCUGAUUACCGAAGAUGGAUUUUGGAUCUGUUAAGAUUUUAAGUUACUCUCUACGUACUAGUUGCUUCCGCGUCCAUUCUUCAGUCUUUUGUUGGCAUUGAUUUUGUUGCAUACUCGUGUUUGUUGGUCAUCUAGUGCGGCUGCCCGUGAGAAAAUACUACUGUAAUAGUCCGUAAU